This is a messenger RNA of Scleropages formosus (Asian bonytongue), 3034 nucleotides long. RefSeq names its product decapping mRNA 1B (gene dcp1b). Gene Ontology annotation, biological process: deadenylation-dependent decapping of nuclear-transcribed mRNA; positive regulation of catalytic activity; deadenylation-independent decapping of nuclear-transcribed mRNA. The record is from RefSeq and is a predicted model, not a curated record. Bases 274 to 1905 code for a protein of 543 amino acids. Gene Ontology annotation, molecular function: mRNA binding; enzyme activator activity. The transcript is spliced from 9 exons. Gene Ontology annotation, cellular component: P-body. Lineage: Eukaryota; Metazoa; Chordata; Actinopteri; Osteoglossiformes; Osteoglossidae.
GCGCGCGGCUAGUAAUGCCUGGAUUAUUGAUAAUCACUCAAAGGAAACAUGGCUCCUCUCGAAGGAACAGGUUGCAAUGCAUACCACAACAAUAGUUAGUCAGUAACGUAAAGAGUUCAGUUCGUGCAUAUUCUCCUGGCUUCCCCGAUUUUUUGCGCUUUAGUUUAGAAGGGUGCGGGAGUGACAGGUUCGUUACGGCUCUGCCGGGUCUUUGUGAGUGUUAGUUAUCCGUCCGUCGCGUUGACGUUGUUGUCGUGGAGAGACGGCAGGACGAUGACCGCCAGCACGAGCGGCACUGGCCCCGCGCUCCUGGCUAAAGGCCUGGACAUCAGCCUGGCCGCUUUGCAGAGACAAGACCCCUACAUCAACAACAUCGUAGACGUGGCCAGUCAGGUGGCGCUCUACACCUUCAGUAAUAAAGCAAAUGAGUGGGAGAAGACAGAUGUGGAAGGAACCCUCUUUGUGUACACCAGACUGGCCUCACCCAGACAUGGUUUUACCAUUAUGAAUCGUCUGAGCAUGGACAACCAAACAGAACCAAUCACGAAGGAACUAGAUUUUCAGCUGCAAGACCCCUUUCUGCUCUACAGGAAUGCCCGAUUGUCUAUCUACGGAAUCUGGUUCUAUGACAAGGAGGACUGCCAGCGCAUAGCAGAGCUCAUGAAGAAUCUGACGAGGCAGGAACAGCACCUCGCCCAGCAGGGUGGACAAACACCUCCAGGAGCUGUUCCAGCCAGCGAUGGCAAAGCAGUCGAUAUUCUACAGAUGCUGACUAAAGCCCGUGAUGAGUAUGACAAGGCUAAGCCUGGCUCAGAGCCAAAGGAAAUAGCCAGUGGGAGUAUGAUCCAUGACAACCCUAACCUGAUCAAGCCCAUCCCUGUCAAACCCCUGGAAAGGCAAGCACCUGUUCACCAGCAGCCCCAUCAGGACAGUGACAUGAAGCCCAAGCAGCUCUCCUUAGCAGCUCUUUUUGGUAGCCAGUCUGGAUCGGAUCUCCUUUCCUCUCAGACAGGUUUGGGAGUCAAAGGGAGUGGAGGACGACCUUCAGUGGCCCGCUCCCUGUCAUAUGAGGAGUCUGCCCAGCAGGGCGGGAUGAACCCAGCACCUGCUGCCCUCCCAGAGCCUUGCUUGGCAAUCCAGAAGCUGAUGGUGGCCCCUCCUGGGCGGGUUGGGGGAGACUUGCUACAGCCUGUGUCUGAGUCUCCCGAGAACCGCCUGAGUGAGAAUGACGGGGCACCACAGGCCCACCAGUGUCAUAGCAGAAACCCGCUCCAGAGACUAUUCCCAGACUCCACCACCACCUGUUGUUCCCAUCCUGUAACACUUCCUGUACCUGGACCCACCCCUGCUACUUCUCAGCCUCCUCCUCUCCUGCCCAGCCUCCGGCCAGCCCAGCCUGACCUAACCCAGUCUGACCUGGCACAGCCAGUGUUCUUCAGUCCUGGCAAGCCGUCCCAGGUUUCCCCCCAAGAGCUUCUCCAGCGGCUGCAGUUGGUGCAGCAGGAGCAGAACCUGAGUACAGACCCCCCUCGGCCUGCUCUUGCACCACGCUUCCAGGAGCUACCCACCUGGCCUGACAAGGCUCCCACCUCUGGACUUCACAGAUCAAACUUGCUGUUUCAGGUGAUCUCCCCCCAGCGCAUUCCUGCCACUGUUGCUCCUAGCCUGCUGCUCUCACCCAUGGUAUUCACGCAGACCAAGUCAACCAAGGGGGGGCCAGAAACAUGCUUCCCUUCAGCUUCCUUACUCACUCCAAGGGUCACAGAAGAGCAGAGGGUUCUAACCAGAAGCCAGCUCCAGGCCACGCUCCUGCAUCUCAUACAGAAUGAUGCUGCCUUCCUGGAUACCAUCUACGAAGCGUACGUGUCCUCCAUCACCAAAGACAGCACAGCAAAAAACUUCUAAAUCUGGGGAAUGGAAGAACAGACACGAGUACAAUCAUUUUUAAAUCAGUUUACUCUCUUAUCUUAGAAAAAGCUUUUUCAUGUGUAUCCGUACGCACGUGGACUAUUGUACCUUUGUAUUUUAGAGCGGGGUUUUAUAAGUUUUUUUUUUUUUUUUUUUUUUUUUUUUUUAAACGGAUGAUGGUUUUUACUGAAAGAAUAAAUGAAAAUGCAGUUCCCAAGAUUAAUAAUCCAUAAUCAUAAAACUGGCAAGUGUAGCCAACAGUCGCAUUUAAACAAAUGAUGGCAAGGCUCAAAUUUUCACUGAUGCCUUGUAGAAUAUUUUCCAUUUGGUUCACUUUUCAAAUUUUAACAAGACCAGUAUGAUUUAGAGCAUGGCUACUAUUUUUCACCACACACUUGUAUUUUGGUCACCUCUCUAAUUAUACUCCAGCUUUAGGGAUCCAUUAUGGAUCUUCCAUGAUGUUUAGGACAGUUUGUAUUAAUAAUCGUAUCAACUAAAAUUUCCUUUUGUGUCACCUACAGUAAGAGAAUAACCACUGCUGCCCUUCAAAAACUGGCUGUUGUGUUGAACUUGGUUCUCUGUAUUAAUAGGCAAUUAAUAUUAUAAGGCAACGUUAUGGAAUUUUACAAUUCAGAUCACAUCUUUAAGGUCUGAUUCUUAACUGUCCCUUUGACUACAUGUCAAAAUAUGACACAGUGGUAGGCAGGUUCAUGGUUUGAAAUUGAUUCUGCCCUUGUGGAGAUGUACCAUGGCAAGUGCUCCUGUUUCCAGUCUCACAAGUAUAGCAGAAAGUGGAUGCCUUUGCUAUGGAAAACACUGAGCCUAUAGAAACAUGGGUUUGUGUACAGUGCACGCUAUCUUAGAAACAAAACCACUCUUUGCUGGCUACUGGCUGCUCUCUGUGCAAUUCCAUUUCCACAUAUUUUUCCAUCUGACAAAUUAAUGAUUAAGAAAAUAUAUUUUAAAAGAAUGAAUGAAAUAGAGAACAUAUUUUUGUACUGUGCUGUUUGGUUGCAAUGUGUUGUACAGGAAACCAGAAAUCCAGCAUGGUCUCUCACUCUAACUUCUUAGUUAUAUCUUAUGUCCAUUUUGUAUCUCUUGUAAGGAGUAGAACAUUAAAAUUGAA